AGAAUCUACAAAACUACGUGAGAAUCUAGGUCUGUGGUGUUGAGUACUAAGUCAUAGUAAUGGGAAUUUAAAAUUACAAACUUUGCAUAUUUUUCUAGUGUAAACAGUGUUUAAGGUAUAAGCCAUGGCCGGGGAAGCAGAUCCUCCGAAGCCUUACCAACACAAAAUGGCGAAAAUAUACCCACGGAUAGACUGGUCUGGUCAAGCUACCUAUCCGAAGAACGAGGUGCCUAUGGUCCAUCCCAUCAAGAAGGUCAUGUUCCACUUCAACACUGACGUGGACGUGUGUACUAGCUGGAUUGACUGUAUUCACACAAUGCAAGUGCUGCAGAAACGGCACUUACUCGAAGGAUCUGAUGACAUAAAGUUUAAUUUCUUAAUAGGAGGGGAUGGCCAAGCAUAUGAAGGAAGAGGAUAUGACUUCAAACCCUGCCCAAGCCUACGUUCUCUUAUCACGUAUCCUUGGCCUAUCAAAGGCGAGGAGGACUGGGAACGUAUGGAUGUAGCUAUCAUUGGGAGAUACGAGUCAUAUGAUGAUGUUCCCGUUCCCGUGCAGCUUGGGAUGUACGAUGUAGUAGAGCUUGGGGUUAGAAAAGGAAUCGUAGACGAGUUUUACUCGUAUUACGAAAUAAGGAACGAAGAACCUCCCCUGGAAAUUCCAGGAUACAGAGCUGACGUUCCUGCAACGAUCGAUGCGGAAUACUAAAUAUUGUUAAUUAGAUCAAGUCA
Macrosteles quadrilineatus (aster leafhopper) is the source of this 729-nucleotide messenger RNA. Its product is annotated as peptidoglycan-recognition protein 2-like. NCBI's taxonomy places the organism in Eukaryota, Metazoa, Arthropoda, Insecta, Hemiptera, Cicadellidae. Bases 125 to 706 code for a protein of 193 amino acids. The transcript is spliced from 4 exons. The record is from RefSeq and is a predicted model, not a curated record. Gene Ontology annotation, biological process: peptidoglycan catabolic process. Gene Ontology annotation, molecular function: N-acetylmuramoyl-L-alanine amidase activity; zinc ion binding.